Sorex fumeus (smoky shrew) is the source of this 2391-nucleotide messenger RNA. RefSeq names its product leucine rich repeat containing 8 VRAC subunit E (gene LRRC8E). Gene Ontology annotation, molecular function: protein binding. Lineage: Eukaryota; Metazoa; Chordata; Mammalia; Eulipotyphla; Soricidae. The coding region runs from base 1 to 2391 and encodes 796 amino acids. The record is from RefSeq and is a predicted model, not a curated record. The transcript has 3 exons.
AUGAUUCCCGUGGCCGAGUUUAAGCAGUUCACGGAGCAGCAACCUGCCUUCAAGGUGCUGAAACCCUGGUGGGAUGUGCUGGCAGAAUACCUCACUGUGGCCAUGCUCAUGAUUGGGGUCUUCGGCUGCACCCUGCAGGUGACCCAGGACAAGAUCAUCUGUCUGCCUAGUCACGAGUCUCGGGAGAAUCAGUCGGAAGCCCCGUGCCAGCAGCUGCUCCCGAGGGGGGUCACAGAGCAGGGGGACGGCCUGCGGGAGGUCAGCGGCCUCAAAAACAACCUGGACCUGCAACAGUAUAGUUUCAUCAACCAGCUGUGCUACGAGACGGCUCUGCACUGGUACGCCAAGUACUUCCCCUACCUGGUGGUCAUCCACACGCUUAUCUUCAUGGUGUGCACCAGUUUCUGGUUCAAGUUCCCGGGUACCAGCUCCAAGAUCGAGCACUUCAUCUCCAUCCUGGGCAAGUGUUUUGACUCGCCCUGGACCACACGGGCCCUGUCUGAGGUCUCUGGGGAGAAUAACAAAGGCCCUGUGGUCGGCCGGGCGGCAGCAGCGGCAGCGGUGGUCACUGUGACCGGGCCAGGGAAGGCGGCUGAGGGUGAGAAGGAGAAAGUGCUGGCCGAGCCCGAGAAGGUGGUGACUGAGCCGCCGGUGGUCACCCUGCUGGACAAGAAGGAGGGUGAACAGGCCAAGGCCCUGUUUGAGAAGGUCAAGAAGUUCCGUGUCCAUGUAGAAGAAGGGGACAUCCUGUAUACUAUGUACAUCCGGCAGACAGUGCUUAAGGUUUGCAAGUUCUUGGCCAUCCUGGUCUACAACGUGGUCUACGUGGAGAAGAUCAGCUUCCUGGUGUCGUGCCGGGUGGAGACGUCCGAGGUGACGGGCUACGCCAGCUUCUGCUGCAACCACACCAAGGCCCACCUCUUCUCCAAGCUGGCCUUCUGCUACAUCUCCUUCGUGUGCGUCUACGGGCUCACGUGCCUCUACACCCUCUAUUGGCUCUUCCACCGACCUCUCAAGGAGUACUCCUUCCGCUCGGUGCGCGAGGAGACGGGCAUGGGCGACAUCCCCGACGUCAAGAACGACUUCGCCUUCAUGCUCCACCUCAUCGACCAGUACGACUCGCUCUACUCCAAGCGCUUUGCCGUCUUCCUCUCCGAGGUCAGUGAGAGCCGCCUCAAACAGCUCAACCUCAACCACGAGUGGACGCCCGAGAAGCUGCGACAGAAACUGCAGCGCAACGCGCGGGGCCGGCAGGAGCUGGCACUGUGCAUGCUGCCGGGCCUGCCGGACACUGUGUUCGAGCUGGGCAGCGAGGUGGAGGCGCUGCGGCUGGAAGCCGUGGGCGACAUCACCUUCCCCCCUGGCCUCUCCCAACUGGUCCAGCUCCAGGAACUCAGUUUGCUGCACUCGCCCGCCCGGCUGCCCUUCUCCUCGCAGAUCUUCCUGCGGGACCGCCUCAAGGUCAUCCGGGUCAAGUGCGAGGAACUCCGGGAGGUGCCCCUCUGGGUGUUCGGUCUGCGGGGGCUGGAGGAGUUGCACCUGGAGGGGCUCUUCCCCCCGGAACUGGCGCGCGCCGCCAACUUGGAGAGCCUGCGGGAGCUGAAACAGCUCAAGGUGCUGUCUCUCCGGAGCAACGCGGGCAAGGUGCCGGCCAGCGUGACCGAUGUGGCCGGCCACCUGCAGCGGCUCAGCCUGCACAACGACGGGGCGCGCCUGGUGGCCCUCAACAGCCUCAAGAAGCUGGCGGCGCUGCGCGAGCUGGAGCUGGUGGCCUGUGGCCUGGAGCGCAUCCCCCACGCCGUCUUCAGCCUGGGCGCGCUGCAGGAGCUGGACCUCCAGGACAACCACCUGCGCUCCAUCGAGGAGAUCCUCAGCUUCCAGCACUGUCGCAAGCUCGUGACGCUCCGGCUGUGGCACAACCAGAUCGCCUACGUCCCCGAGCACGUGCGCAAGCUGCGGGGCCUGGAGCAGCUGUACCUGAGCCACAACAAGCUGGAGACGCUUCCCAGCCAGCUGGGCAUGUGCUCGGGCCUCCGCCUGCUGGACGUGGCGCACAACGGGCUGCGGGCGCUGCCCCCCGAGCUGGGCCUGCUCCAGAACCUGCAGCACCUGGCGCUCUCCUACAACGCCCUGGAGACGCUGCCCGAGGAGCUCUUCAGCUGUCGCAAGCUGCGGACUCUGCUGCUGGGUUACAACCAUCUGAGCCAGCUCUCGCCCCAGGUCGGGGCCCUCCGGGCUCUCAGCCGCCUGGAGCUCAAGGGCAACCGCCUGGAAGGGCUGCCCGAGGAACUCGGCAGCUGCGGGGGGCUCAAGAGAGCCGGGCUCCUGGUGGAGGACGCCCUGUACGAUGCUCUGCCCGCCGAGGUGCGGGACCGGAUGGAGGAGGAGUGA